GGCACGGUUUUUAGUUUACGGAAAAAUAGCUUAAUUGCUACUUGUUUUAGCAAAACACUGCGGUUUUUGUUGACUUACUUUUCAUUGUGACGCGAAUGUUCAUUAUAUUUAGCUUUAGAAGACAGUAUAGACAGUUUUCUUAACUUCAACGAGCCGCUGGCUGCUUUGUUUAUAAAGUUUUGUGAUGUUAGCAUGUUUGAUGUUAGCAUCAUGGCACAAGUUCCCCAACCAGGAUCGGUUAUUGUCUCUGAUUGGCACCGAUGUAAAGAAAGCAAAGAAUAUUUCAACAAAAUUCUACACAAGACGAAACGAAAGAACUUUGGUCUGCUGGAGUCUCCGGUGAUGGCUCCACACGUAGCUGUGGACACAUUUCCUUAUAAGAUCUUCAUUUCCGGUAAGAGUGGAGUUGGAAAAACUGCGUUUGCUGCACGUCUCGCUGGCUUGAGCAUUCCUAACGUGCACCAUGAAACCACAGGUAUCGAGACGACGGUGGUGUAUUGGCCAGUGAAGCUGAGAGAAAACGGCAGGGUGCUUUUUUUCCGUCUGCAGUUUUGGGACUGUGGAGAGAACGCCUUACGCAGAUUUGAUCAUCUGCUUCCAUCUUGUAAGGAGCAGGUGGACGCGGUCCUGUUCCUUUUUUCCUUCACCGACAGGACAUCCUUUGAUGAUUUAUCAAGUCAGAUCUCUAAAUGGAAUGAGCCAUCUUUUGGUCGUGUUGUCAAAGUGGUGAUUGGCACCAAAUUUGACCUUUUCAUGCACUGUGACGUGGCAGAGAGGGACGUCGGGAAGUUUGAGGAGACGUGGAGGUUACCGGUGCUGUGUACGGGCGGUGGAGAGGCCGGCACUGGGCUGUGUGAUGUAGCGCCCAUCCUGAACUGCCUGGCAGAGAACUUGUGGCAUCAGGACUGCAUUAUAUCUGGAGCAGCCCAUCAGGAGCUGGAGUCAGAGAACGCGACUCUGCUUUAAGUGUUUGUCAUGUUAUAAAGCUGUGACGUGAUUCAAGUGGCAAAUAGAGCAGACAAAGAUUCUGUAUUUACAGACUGGGGGGGGGGGGGGG
Messenger RNA from Nothobranchius furzeri (turquoise killifish), 1057 nucleotides. It is a transcript of the gene cplane2, whose product is annotated as ciliogenesis and planar polarity effector 2. NCBI's taxonomy places the organism in Eukaryota, Metazoa, Chordata, Actinopteri, Cyprinodontiformes, Nothobranchiidae. Gene Ontology annotation, molecular function: GTPase activity; GTP binding. The record is from RefSeq and is a predicted model, not a curated record.